Molecule: messenger RNA, 1825 nt
Organism: Amphibalanus amphitrite
Lineage: Eukaryota; Metazoa; Arthropoda; Thecostraca; Balanomorpha; Balanidae
Product: UPF0489 protein C5orf22 homolog
Exons: 5
Coding region: 568-1668 (366 amino acids)
Source: RefSeq, a predicted model, not a curated record
GGUGGGGAUUAGGGACGAAUUAGGAUUGGGGUUGCAUUUUUUGUGCAUUUCGAUUUGUCCUCUGUGCUAUUGCGAUGAAAUGACCAUUUUGAUGUUAUAGCCAAGCCAAGCUAAGAAUAUUGAUAUUAAACUAAAUAUGAAAAUUGACAAUAUUGUCUACUUCUGAAUCUAGGUUUUGAUAUUCUACCUCAUCUGUUUGCCUUUGAUUUUAUUUUUAAAGUCAAAUUGUAAGGAAGAUUGUGUAGGUCUUUAAGUGCAUCAAGUGUAGUCUCGGAGGGGCGGCGGUCGGGCAUGUCGAGUCUUCAGGAGGAGGAGUCCGGCUCAAACAAGGACUGUCUGGCGUGCCGGCUGAGCAGCGGAGGCGUCAUCAGCCUGGCCUCGCUGUACGUGGCCUACCAGGGCCUGAAGCGGCCGCGGCCCGUCGAGCGCUCCCUGAUGAUGGCUGCCGCCGGAGUGAUUUGCGGACUUGGAGUGGCGAGAAUGCUGGACCUCCCUCCGUUUGGCCAGAAGAAGCGUCAAUAGUCAAUCUUAAGCAGUAACAAACACUGACAGCUGUGGUGUUCAGCCAUGAAGUCCCUGGAGGCCUACAUAGUAGAGGACCACAACGAGGCGCUGGAGUGGAUCUACCGUGAGAUCGGCGCCAAGCGGCUGCCGGUGCACGGCUCCACACUGCUCCACUUCGACUCUCACCCGGACCUGCUGCUGCCUACCGACCUCGGCGCCGAAGAAGCCACCUGCCGGGAGGCCCUGCUGCCGCGGCUCAGUAUCGGCGACUGGAUCCUGCCGGCCGUAUUCGCCGGCCACCUGGGGGACGUGCUGUGGGUACGGCCGCCGUGGGCGCCCCAGCUUCCCGAGGGCGAGCUGCGCUGUACCAUCGGGGAGACAGCCGACGGCCUGGUGCGGCUCGACUGCCGCCACCCGUACUUUGUCUCAGAGCUGCUCUACGCGCCCGCAGAGGAGCUGAGAAACACUCGGACGUUCAGUAUAGUGGUGGUGACGCUAGGUGAGGACACGAGCACGGCCAAAGCGGUGGCUGAGCUGGCGCCACGACUCCGCGAUACACCGUACAUCCUUGAUAUCGAUCUGGACUUCUUUUCCACGCACGACCCGUUCCGUGCCAUGCUACCGAAGGCCGAUAUGCACGGACGCUUACAAAAACUAUUCGCGUUCGAGGUGAGCGACGACGUCACGUCGGCGCAGGAGUCCCGGCGGGCGCUCCUCACCGAGGCGAAGGCGGUGUUUGACCAUCUGGACCGGGUCGGCAGUCUGGAGGGGUUCACCGGGCCGUCGCCAGAGACAGAGCUGAUGCAUGGUCUGCGGGAGCUGGCGGCGGCCGUGGGGGAGCACUACACACACGAGGAGGUGGACUGGCAGCUGGUGUACGACGCGGCGUGCACGUUCGACACGUGCGGUCUGCCGCAUCACGUGUCUACCGACCAGCAGGUGGAGAGCUCCGUGGAACAGGUCACAGAGUUCCUGUCGGCGCUGCCGGAGCCGGGCUGUGUGACGAUCGCCCGGUCCAGUCUGGACGAUUUCUGCCCGCCGGACCAAGUAGAGGACAUCCAGCAGAGCAUGCUCGACCGACUGACCUCGCUCUACCCCAGACUCAGGGUGAACGUGAAGUAUGAAUUGGACGACGAGCCAGACCCAGGCGGUGAAGCGUCGUAGGGUUCAGGGAACUCGCCACAUUGGGAUGUGAUGUGAUGGGUUUAGGUGCUGUGAUAGCGCGCGAGUGGGUUUUGUAUGGUCCGAUUUAUACGCGUCCGCUUUGUCAGUCAUUGGCAUGGACUGUAUUUACCUGAAUAAAUGUAACCUCUAUUGUGAA